This is a messenger RNA of Eurypyga helias (sunbittern), 3697 nucleotides long. It is a transcript of the gene MYT1, whose product is annotated as myelin transcription factor 1. NCBI's taxonomy places the organism in Eukaryota, Metazoa, Chordata, Aves, Eurypygiformes, Eurypygidae. Gene Ontology annotation, biological process: regulation of transcription by RNA polymerase II. Gene Ontology annotation, cellular component: nucleus. The record is from RefSeq and is a predicted model, not a curated record. Gene Ontology annotation, molecular function: DNA-binding transcription factor activity, RNA polymerase II-specific; zinc ion binding; RNA polymerase II cis-regulatory region sequence-specific DNA binding.
AUGGAAACUUGUGUAGGGACCUCACUCGAAAAUGAGUUUCGGGGUGAGCUACUGAAUCAGAGGUGGACCUGUGGAGAGAAGAUCAGCAGCUGCAAGGGAGCCGCCAGCCUGCACGGCACACGCAUCAAGAUGAGUUUAGAAAAUGACGAUAAGAGAGCACGCACGCGAUCGAAGUCUAUCAGAGUGCCCACGGAGCUCAUCGGCCAGGAGGUGAGCUGUCCAACCCCAGGCUGUAACGGCUCAGGACACAUCCGUGGAAAGUAUGCAAGACACAGAAGUUUACAAAGCUGCCCUCUAGCAAAGAAGAGGAAACUUCAGGAUGCGGAGGCUGAACAUCUGGUGUCAAAGAGAAAAUCCCAUCCGCUCAAGCUGGCCUUGGAUGAAGGCUACAAUGUCGACAGUGACGGCAGUGAGGAGGCCGAGGUGAAGGAGGAGUCCGGCUCUGAUGAGUCGGAGGGGACGCUGGAGGAGGAUGAAGCGGAGGCGGUGGAGCAGGAGGAGACCCGCAGUCCUGAGACGGCAGAAGAGAGAAGCCCAACAAAAUCAACCCAUUAUGGACAAAACACGGCAACAAGUACGUCUGGGCCCAGCAAGGCCAACUAUAGCAGCUAUCAAGAAAUAAUCGCCAACUCUCUCCUCAACCUAGGCCAAAUAGCGGAGGAAACCCUCGCCAUCGAAGGGCAGCUGCCUGAAGCUGAGCUCCAGGUCUCCAAGCCGCCAUCCAACGUUGUGCACCUGGUCCAUGAGGAUGCGGGAGAGGAGUUAGCGGAGGAGGAGUGUGACAAGGAGAUCAUCAUCCAGACGGAGGAUGCUGAGGAGGUCAUCGAGGUCACCAGCGAACGCAGCAGCGAGUUGUGUCCGGAGCACCGGGAUGAUGCAAACUGCGAGGAGGCCUGCAAACUGCAAAAGGCUGAUGCAGAAGAAGAAGAUGAAGAGGAGGAGGAGGAGGCGGAGGAUGAUGAUGAGGAGGAAGAUGAAGAGGAGGAGGAAGAGGAAGAGGAAGAAGAGGAGGAGGAAGAGGAAGAAGAAGAGGAGGAUGAAGAGGAGGAAGAGAUGGCUCCUGAAGUGAUCUGUGAAGAAGCUCCUCACACUUCUCAGGACACCCAGAAAAGCCACUGUGAAGGGCAGUUCAGCCCGAAGCCCGAGUACUCGGUCAUCGUGGAGGUCCGGUCGGAUGAUGACAAAGACGAUGACGCCCGCUCCCAGAAAUCGGCAGUGACCGACGAGUCCGAGAUGUAUGACAUGAUGACGAGGGGGAACCUGGGGCUGCUGGAACAAGCCAUCGCACUGAAGGCUGAGCAGGUGAAAAUUGUGCGGGAGCCCAGCCGGCUGCCAGGAGAGCACGUAAAGCACUUCCAGGUGGAUGAGAAGCAGAGCAAACCGCUGGACAGCAUCCGAAAGAGCUACUACGGCAAAGAUCCCUCAAGACCCGAGAAGCGAGAAAUCAAAUGUCCGACUCCUGGCUGCGAUGGGACCGGCCACGUCACGGGACUCUACCCUCACCAUCGCAGCCUCUCUGGUUGUCCGCACAAAGACAGGAUCCCUCCCGAGAUCUUGGCGAUGCACGAGAACGUGUUGAAAUGCCCCACGCCAGGCUGCACAGGACAGGGUCACGUCAACAGCAACCGCAACACGCACAGGAGUUUAUCUGGGUGCCCCAUUGCUGCUGCUGAAAAAUUAGCCAAAUCGCAUGAAAAGCAACAAACCCAGUCUGGUGAUCCUUCGAAGACCAGCUCCAAUUCUGACCGGAUACUCAGGCCUAUGUGCUUUGUGAAGCAACUGGAGAUCCCUCAGUAUGGAAGCUACCGGCCCAACAUGGUCCCAGCAACCCCCCGGGCCAACCUGGCCAAGGAGCUGGAGAAGUACUCCAAGGUCACCUUCGAUUAUGCAAGUUUUGAUGCUCAGGUUUUUGGCAAACGCAUGCUUGCCCCAAAGAUUCAGACUAGCGAAACCUCACCUAAAGCCUUUAAAUCCAAACCUUUUCCAAAGGCCUCUUCCCCCAGCCACAGCCCCUCCAGCAGUUACGUGAAGAGCACUUCAUCUUCCUCCACAGGCUUCGACUACUCCCACGACGCCGAGGCUGCGCACAUGGCUGCCACUGCCAUCCUCAACCUCUCCACCCGUUGCUGGGAAAUGCCGGAGAAUCUCAGCACGAAGCAGCAAGAGGCCCCCGGCAAGUCCAUGGACAUUGAGGUGGAUGAAAAUGGGACACUGGACUUAAGUAUGAACAAACACCGCAAACGGGAGAGCACCUUCCCCAGCAGCAGCAGCUGCAGCAGUAGUCCCAGCAUGAAAUCCCCAGAUGUGUCCCAGCGCCAAAACAGCACCAGUGCCACGAGCAGUACCAUGACCUCCCCCCAGUCCAGCCAGACCUCCCGCCAGGAUGAAUGGGAUGGGCCCAUUGACUACACUAAACCAAACCGUCAGCGGGAAGAGGAGCCAGAGGAGUCAGAGCCUGCUGCCCACUCUUUUGCCUCCUCGGAAGCUGAUGAGCAGGAGGUGUCAGAGGAAAACUUUGAAGAACGGAAGUAUCCAGGGGAAGUUACUUUAACCAACUUCAAGCUUAAGUUCCUUUCCAAGGACAUCAAGAAAGAGCUGCUCACUUGCCCAACCCCAGGCUGUGAUGGCAGCGGACACAUAACGGGAAACUAUGCCUCUCACCGCAGCCUUUCUGGUUGUCCUCUUGCUGACAAGAGCCUCAGAAACCUCAUGGCUGCCCACUCUGCUGACCUCAAGUGCCCUACUCCUGGUUGUGAUGGCUCUGGUCACAUAACAGGAAAUUAUGCAUCGCAUAGAAGUCUGUCAGGCUGCCCUCGUGCCAAGAAAAGUGGGAUCAAGAUCACCCCGACAAAGGAUGAUAAAGAAGACCCAGAGCUGAUGAAGUGUCCAGUUCCUGGCUGUGUUGGACUGGGACACAUCAGUGGGAAAUACGCCUCUCACCGGAGCGCAUCAGGGUGCCCUCUCGCAGCCCGCAGGCAGAAGGAAGGAUCGCUCAAUGGCUCUUCGUUUUCCUGGAAGUCAUUGAAGAACGAAGGUCCAACCUGCCCUACUCCAGGCUGCGAUGGCUCCGGCCAUGCCAACGGGAGCUUUCUCACUCACAGAAGUUUGUCAGGGUGUCCAAGAGCCACUUUUGCUGGGAAGAAAGGAAAACUCUCAGGGGAUGAAAUUCUCAACACAAAGUUCAAGACCAGCGAUGUUCUGGAGAACGAUGAAGAAAUCAAGCAGCUGAACAAGGAGAUCAGUGAGCUAAACGAGUCCAACUCGGAGAUGGAAGCAGCCAUGGUGAAACUGCAGUCACAGAUCUCCACCAUGGAGAAGAACCUGAAGAACAUUGAAGAGGAAAAUAAAAUUAUAGAGGAGCAAAACGAAGCCCUGUUCCUGGAGCUCUCAGGGUUGAGCCAGGCUCUAAUCCAAAGUCUUGCCAAUAUCCGCCUUCCGCACAUGGAGCCGAUUAGUGAGCAGAACUUCGAUGCGUAUGUGAACACGCUGACCGACAUGUACACCAACCAGGAGUGCUACCAGAACCCGGAGAACAAGGACCUGCUGGAGAGCAUCAAGCAAGCCGUCAAGGGCAUCCAGGUUUAGUGCCGCAGGAUGGAGAUGAGCAAGUGAACAGACUGUAAGAUGGAACUUUCCCUCCAAGUAUUCAGGUUUACAAGUUAGAAAACUUGUUUAAUGAAUGAAAAAAAAAAAAAAA